Messenger RNA from Racocetra fulgida, 723 nucleotides. The record is from the annotation of a GenBank genome assembly. Lineage: Eukaryota; Fungi; Glomeromycota; Glomeromycetes; Diversisporales; Gigasporaceae.
AUGUCAUUAGAUGAUCAAUAUCAGCUUGAUUUUUAUGACAACGAUGUUAUAGCUUUGUCAAAUGAAUCAAAUAUAUCAGAGAAUCCAAAUGAUCCAGACAUUGAAUCAAACUCAAGCUCACCUGAACAAUCCACAUCACAAAAUAAUGGCGUUACUGUUAUUACUAAUAGUCUAGGAGACAGAUUUAAUAUUAAAGAAGUUGAUGAUUUAAUUAAUAAAGCAAAAACGAUAAAUAAUUUUGUAAAUUGGGAUAAAUAUCAUGAAAAACUUCGCAGACUACAAGCUGAAUUAAAUCCACAGCAUCCAGUCAACCCCUUUCAAGUGAUACUAGAACUCCUUUCAUGUCAUUUACGAGAUUUUUAUCCAACAAUAAUGUCAAUAACAGUAAAAGCUUGUUGCUGUAAAAUUAAUGAAUCAAUGCUUUCAAGAUGGUUUGAACCAUCACUUAAUAGUCUUAUAGCUUCUUUUUUAGAUCCAAGAUUCAAAAAAAUAAGUUAUGUAACAUCUGCUAAAAAAAAUGAAACUCUUACUUAUCUUUAUACUUUAAAUAAUAACCAGGAACGAUCAACUUCUAUUCAAGAAACAGAACCAUCAAGUGCUAAUUCUUCUUUUUUUGCUUCAUUUUAUGAUGAUGAUAAUAAUAUUUUAAUUACAAAUGAAAAUUCAUCCUUGGUUGAAAAAGAAAAUUUGCACAUACUUUACAAACAAUCGCAAGGAAAAUAG